This is a messenger RNA of Helobdella robusta, 600 nucleotides long. RefSeq lists its product as hypothetical. Gene Ontology annotation, biological process: glutathione metabolic process. The record is from RefSeq and is a predicted model, not a curated record. The coding region runs from base 1 to 600 and encodes 199 amino acids. Gene Ontology annotation, molecular function: glutathione transferase activity. The transcript has 4 exons. Lineage: Eukaryota; Metazoa; Annelida; Clitellata; Rhynchobdellida; Glossiphoniidae.
AUGCCCACCUACAAGCUGGUUUAUUUCAACGGCAGAGCCAGAGCCGAAACGACACGUUUGGCGUUUGCAGCUGCAGGAAUCCAGUACGAAGACCACAGGAUCGAACGCCAACAGUGGCCGGAGCUGAAACCGAAAACGUUCGCGGGCUACCUCCCGUACCUGGAAGUGGAUGGGAAGGUGCUGGUGGAGAGUAUGGCCAUCGCGAGAUUUGUGGCCAGGGAGGGCAAGUUGGCGGGGGGCUGCAGUUACGAGCAGGCACAGAUCGAUUCCAUCGUCGACAUCCUCUCCAGUCUGCUAGAGAAAGGAUUCAAAGUUGUAUACAACUCCGAUCCAGCUGAGAAGGUGUGUAAGGAGUUCUUAGAGAAGACUUUGCCGGAUGUCUUCAAAUUGCUGGAGAAGUUCCUCCAUGACAAACAUUUCUUUGUUCAUGAUAAGUUGUCCCUUGCCGAUCUGCACUUUUAUUCAGUGAUGGAGAGUUUGGCUCAGGUGCAGAAAGAUUGGGCCAAUGUGAGCCCCAAGUUGAAGGCCCUUUAUGACAGGGUGGCUGCUCAACCCAAGAUUGCCGAGUACUUGAAGAAAAGACCUGUAACACAGUUCUGA